Molecule: messenger RNA, 3310 nt
Organism: Seriola aureovittata
Lineage: Eukaryota; Metazoa; Chordata; Actinopteri; Carangiformes; Carangidae
Gene: pip5k1bb
Product: phosphatidylinositol-4-phosphate 5-kinase, type I, beta b
Exons: 15
Coding region: 349-1953 (534 amino acids)
Biological process (GO): phosphatidylinositol metabolic process
Molecular function (GO): phosphatidylinositol kinase activity
Source: RefSeq, a predicted model, not a curated record
GCAGGGACACGGACACACACAGGGUGUCUUGCUGCUCGCAGUAGAGGAGUGAGUCUUUAGUAGUCCACAGUCUGCCUGUGGUAGAAGUAAACACUGCGUAUAUUAUUCUUCAUCGCAUUCAUUUAUCGGUUGGGGAUUAUCUGCUUGAGGACAGACCUUUCUGUGAGGACUGCAGCAGCCACUCUGAGGGGAAAUAUUAUUUCUACUCGACACUCAAAAGAAGACGACUGUGUGGUCAAGACUACUGGUCCCCUGACGAAUCCAAACCUCCCGAUGAUUGCUCAUCCUGACAAUCAAGAGAUGUCGCCCUGAUUGCCGUUUGUCGGGCACAGCUUUUCGUUAAGCAAGAUGUCAACCACAACAGAAAAUGGGAUGGGAGGGCCUUGGAACACAAGCAGAGAGAAAACGUAUAAGAAGACCACGUCAUCGGCCUUGAAGGGCUCCAUUCAGCUCGGUAUUGGCUACACAGUGGGCAACCUCACCUCCAAGCCUGACAGAGAUGUGCUUAUGCAAGACUUCUAUGUGGUGGAGAGUGUCUUUCUACCCAGCGAGGGAAGCAACUUGACCCCAGCCCAUCACUAUCCCGACUUCCGCUUCAAGACCUAUGCCCCGCUGGCCUUCCGCUACUUCAGGGAUCUGUUCGGCAUCAAGCCAGAUGACUACCUGUACUCCCUGGUAAAUGAGCCUCUGAUAGAGCUGGCCAACCCGGGGGCGAGCGGCUCCCUCUUCUACCUAACCAGCGAUGACGAGUUCAUCAUUAAAACCGUCCAGCACAAAGAGGCCAAGUUUCUCCAGAGAUUGCUACCUGGAUACUACAUGAACUUGAACCAGAAUCCACGCACGCUGCUUCCCAAGUUUUACGGCCUAUACUGCAUCCAGUCUGGAGGCAUCAACAUUCGACUGGUGGUGAUGAACAAUGUGCUGCCUCGCUCCGUCAAGAUGCACUACAAAUAUGACCUGAAAGGAUCCACCUACAAGAGGCGAGCGUCCAGGAAAGAGAGGGAAAAGACCUGUCCGACCUACAAAGAUCUGGACUUUCAGGACAUGCACGAGGAAGGGCUUUACUUUGACGCAGAGACGUACAACAACCUAAUGAAGACUCUACAGAGAGACUGUCGGGUGCUGGAGAGUUUUAAGAUCAUGGACUACAGUCUGCUGCUGGGUGUGCACGUCCUGGACCAGAGCCAGAGAGAGGGGGGCGAGUUGGGCCAGGCAGGGGGCGACGGCAGGAGACCUGUGGGUCAGAGGGUCCUUUACUCCACCGCCAUGGAGUCCAUCCAGGGAGACGGCAGGGCAGCUGAAGCCCUCACCACAGACGACACGAUGGGUGGCAUCCCUGCCAAAACACACAAAGAAGAAAAGCUGCUCAUCUUCCUGGGUAUCAUAGAUAUUCUUCAGUCAUACAGGUUCAUUAAAAAGUUGGAACACUCAUGGAAAGCCCUGGUGUACGAUGGUGACUCCGUGUCGGUGCACCGGCCCGGCUUUUACGCCAGCCGCUUCCUCAAGUUCAUGAGCACACGGGUCUUCAGGAAGACUCAGCCACUUCGAUUCUCCCCUUCAAAGAGGACUCGCACUUCCAUCCCAGCUCUGAAGUCGUCCUCUCAGGAGAUCCUUUCAUCGCAGGCAGAUGAGAGGAACGAGGAGGACAGGAGGGACAGGCUGGGAGGAGCCCGCAGCCUCGCCAGUCUGGAUGGACAAGCUGUGUUCGGUUCAUACCUGCGUCCUGAUCUGGUCCCUGCCAACCCGUUGUUCUACGAGGGCUCCUCCAUGGGAACCAUCUCCACCUCCUCCAUCUUUGUCAACGUGGACAACCAAACAGAGGACAGGGAUGACGUUGCAUCCAGCUCCACAUUUACCCUGGAGGACAGUGCUAUCUGCCUCACUUCUGAGCAGAGCACCAUGGAUGUGGACAUAGACCGUGAUGACGGAUCUGUUCUCGAUGUCUACUUGUGAAAGAGCAGCUUUACAACCUUCAUUUCCUCCUGCCAAUCAUAAGACAAUCGCCGCACUCCAUUGGACAGGCCCGACAGGCCUUUAACUCCACUUCCAGUGCCGAUAGAUCCAUGUUGCCACUUGUAUUGCCAAGACAUAAAAAGACUGAGACUCGCCACCGGUUGAAGGACUAAAAGAAGACACAAACAAAGUCACAGCAAAGGACAUCUGCAAAACCAUGUGACAUAUCAUGUAAUGUGAUGAACAUCGGGCUGAACUGAGUGUCGCUUUUUAGAGCAUGCGUCAAUUCAGUGCCAUUAAGUUUUAUAUAUGUAUCCUGUUUUCAUGGCCUACACAAGGAUCUAAAUAUUUACUACAUAUACACACGAGGACAGGCUAGAUACAAAUCAUACAUUUCUUUGAAUGUUUUGUUUUUUUUUUAUUCUGCAGACCACAAAGAAAUGAAAGACACUUUCAAAACUUGCAACUGCAUUAGUUGCUGAUCAGAUGAGAAAUGUUUACAGUGAAUUUAUGAUGGUAUCCUCGUCCCCGAUGAAGGGGGACGGGACAGUGUCACACAAAGGACACAAGCCAGCUUGUAGCCACAGGCAACACGGAUGAAGAAAGACUCAUAUGAACAGAUUUGAUUCUGAAGCUACCAGGGCCAAACACAGACUGUGACGUGGUUAAAGUGGCCACCUUUUCCUAACUGGGCUGUUAUCGGUGCUGCCCUGGCGCGAACCUGAAGCGGCUGGAAAGUGGCGUGAGAAAAGACAGUUACUGGCUCUUGGAUGAAGCACAGAGUGGAGGGACAAUGCACUUGCUCUUCACAAAAAGGCACUUUUGACAUAGGUUAUGAUUACUGUAAGAAAUAUUUUUCUCUUAGGACGUUGCUUAGGUGGGUGGGCUACCUGACAUAAGCACAGAUUUGGAUGUGUGAAUAUGCACUUUUUUUUUUCCCCCUCUUUUUACUCUACAAAUGCACACCUCUGUAAGUCAUUGAUACUACAUGUACAGAGACAUUGAAGGAACUUUGUAGAUCAUUUUUGAUGUGGAGCUACUAGUUUUGUGAGGUUUGCGUCACGACUGAAGAUGCUUUUACUCAGGAUAUCCUUUGAUACUGAAUAAGUGUGUCCUCUUCAAGAAGUUAUGAGACAUGCAUCCUACACUUAGAAGCCGUCUGAUACCUCUUCAAGACCAUAUCCAACUAUAAAUGUUGAAUUCCACGAUCACACGUCAGUUGAGACCAUAAUUUAUGUAAAUCUCAAUAUUUUACCAUUUGCUGAAAAAAAAAAAAAAAAACUUUAAUCGCUGAAUGUAAAGACAAUGCAUAUUUAUAUAUAGAAGAGACUCAUAUAAAUAAACUGCUAAAAAUUCA